Poecile atricapillus (Black-capped chickadee) is the source of this 10013-nucleotide messenger RNA. It is a transcript of the gene PLEKHB1, whose product is annotated as pleckstrin homology domain containing B1. Lineage: Eukaryota; Metazoa; Chordata; Aves; Passeriformes; Paridae. Bases 1881 to 2456 code for a protein of 191 amino acids. Gene Ontology annotation, cellular component: membrane. The transcript is spliced from 8 exons. Gene Ontology annotation, biological process: regulation of cell differentiation. The record is from RefSeq and is a predicted model, not a curated record.
GGGAGUUGUAGUUUAGCGAUGCAUGACGGGAGUUGUAGUCCGAGAAGGCCGAUGGGAGGCGGAAGGCCGCUACGGGAAUCCCACCGGGAUAUUUCAGGAUUCCAGCGGCACGGAUGGAACACGCCCAGCUACAGGAAAAGGAGGGAUCUGAGGAGGAUUUAACCAGGUGCCGACCUGUCCCGAGAGUGGGGAUGACAGGAACACCAAAUGCUGGCCGUGUCACCUGCAGCUGUCCCCAGGUUCAGCUCUGAACCCUCAGAGCUUCUGUCUCCACAGCACCAUGAAAUCUGGGGAGACCUCCUGUGGAAGACAUGGAUUUCCUGAGACGUGGGAAGAGUUUCGAAAUUUCUUUGUUUCCUACCCAAAACCCAAGGCUGUGGCUGGGGUGGGGAAGGUCCCCACCAGGCACGAGCCACUGCAGGCAGAGCUGGAGGAAAAACAAACCAGGAGGCACCGAAGUUCAUAGAUUUUAUUAAUCAGCGCCCAAUUGCUAUGGAAAAAGGGGGGUAAAUCCAGGAUCUGGCUCUUCUGAGCGAGGGACAGAGUGUAUUCCCACAUGGCAUCCUCUCCUUUUGCUGGCUGGAAAUAAUUCCUGGCUCUCUGGGUCAUCAUUUCCACCCAGCAUGCCCCAAAUUUCUCCUAUUUCACAUUAAAAGAAAACAACCCACCCCAGUUUACAAAUAAUAGUCCAAGCCCCCCAAAUCCCACACCAGCACCAUUUCCUUUUCAAGAGGAAAACCACAAUGGAAAAGUUUUGACAAUUAAUUCCACGUGUCUGUAUGGAGAGGCAACCCAAUAGCAGUAGAUAACUCAGGAUAAAUCCAAAUUCUGGCCCAAAUCCCUUCCUAAUGGAACUUCUUUCAUUGCAGGACAAAGUCUCUGGCCCAGCCAGAUUCCAAAUAAUUUCCCUGAUUUUGGGAAUAUUCAGCACCAGCAGGACGUUUUGCAGCCCCAUAACCAGCACAGUGGGGAUGCACAAGGCUGGGAGUGUGGCCUGGCCGAGGGGGUGAUUCCAAUUUAACUCCUUUGGGAUCACCCAGGGCUGCUGGAUUCAUUUAGUUCCUUCUGCUGUUUGCCACAGUAAAGCCAGCGCUGGAGGGAGAGGAGGGGAAAGGGCUUCACACUGAACAAGGUGCUGGAAUAGAAUUUAUUUAUUUUUAAUAUUCAGCGUUGCCAUGUGCUCAAUAAACAUCAUUUUAUUAACAGCCCAGCCUCAGCUGUCACCUGACUUGUGUCUUGACUUCCCCAAAUAAUCCAACCUCAUGUCCCAGAGCCCGGGACGGUUCUCAUUCUGACAGGAGCCAGGACAGGGAUUAAUUUUGACCCAGAGGAUUGCUUACUCCACUUGGAAAUUUAUUUCAGACGAGCACUUUGGUGCUUAAAACUUGAGUUGUUCCUGAUUUCUGCUUCUUGCCAUGAAACGCCUCCUCAGACCCAUUCCCAGCACCGGAGGAUAAUCCUGCACCCCUCAGGCAUCACCUCCCCGUGCCCAGCUCGGUGCGACCCCCGAAUUCGGGGGUCCUGUUGUGGCUGAGCCCUCUCCCAAGGGCACCCGCACUGCUGGAUGUGCACCGCGUCCGGAGGAAAGGGGUGGAUUUGAGGAUAAAGCGAGGACCGGAGCCGCUGGAUCAAGCACGGGCAUCCCGGCGGCAGCAGCUCGGCAGCAUCCCCGCCGCGCAGGCGCCGGGAGCGGCUUUUUCGGGCUAAAGCGCUGGAAAUCGGGGCUUUUCCCGGCGGCCGGCACUUGGGGAUGCUGCUGCCGGACUACAGCUCCCGGCGAGCCGCGCGGGCGGGCAGAGCCGGGCGGCGGGAGCGGAGCGCAGCGCAUCCCGCAGCGGGCACCGCCGCCUCCGCCCGAUCCGGCGAAGCCCGCGGCAGCCAUGGCGCUGGUGAAGAGCGGUUGGCUUUGGCGACAGAGCUCCAUCCUGCGCCGCUGGAAGAGGAACUGGUUCGUCCUCUACCUGGAUGGCAGCCUGGUUUACUACCACGAUGAGACGCAGCGGGACAUGGACGGCCGGAUCCACAUCAAGUACAGUUGCCGGGACGUGCGGAUCGGCCGCGAGUGCAAAGAUGUGCAGCCGCCCGAGGGGAGGAGCCGGGACUGCCUGCUGACCGUGGUGCUGCGGGACGGCUCCAAGACCACGCUGUGUGCUGAGAGCGAGGAUGACGCCGUUGCUUGGAAGAUGGCCGUGCUGGAGGCUAAAUCCACCCCGGUGCACGUGUACGACCCCUACGAUGACGACUACUACCAGACGGUGCCCCUGGACUCCCACCAGGCCGCCUACAUCAGCUCCGGCCACUACGGCCACCAGUACGGAGCUCCCGGGGUGACCCACGUCAUCGUGCGCGAGGAUCCCUACCGUGUCUCCGGGGACCAGAUGGCUCUGGGGCUGCUGGCAGGGGCUGCCACCGGCGCCGCCCUGGGCUCCUUCAUGUGGAUGCCGUGCUGGUUUUAGCGGCCACCAGGCUGGGCCACAGCCCCGCUCUGCUCCCCAGCCCCGCCUUGGAACCUGUCCUGAGCCCCCUUCAGCCUCCCCAGAACACCCUGGGGACAGACUCCCGCACAUGCCGCACUCCCAGCCCCGGCUCCUGCAUUAAAUAACGCUCAAGUGCUUCAGAGCCCACCCAAAACCCGCUCCAGAACCCCACAGCAUCCGAUUCCCAUCGGCAGAGGGCCCGGGCAGCUGCUGGGGCUGUUGGCAGAGCUUCCCCACCCCAAAUCUCCACAGGGAGCUGGCUGCAGAAAUACUGGGUUUGGGAGCAAGGGGUACACUUAAUUUGGGAGGAAUUGACUGGGUGUUUUUUUGGCUGGGUGAACCCCACAAUGCAGAGGCUUUUUAAGGGCUUUGUUUUGGGAGAGGCUCCAGCAUCAGAGCAGGAGCUGACACAGGGCAAAGCACAGGGAUGCUCAAGAGGUGGGUAAAAGAUUUAGGAGGAUGAAAACAUUUGCAGGAUUCCACUCCUUUCCAACUCGCACUUGUCCCCUGGGCAUGGCCAAGUUGGAGAAAUGGUGCAAAGCCCUCAGGAACUGGAGUUAAACCUUUGGGAACUAGGCCAUGAAGAGCCCAGGGAAUAUCCCAACCUCUCCAGCCAAAUGAGAGGAGCACACAGCAUCCUCAGUUUCACCCUGAUUUUUGGGAGGGGGAGAAGGGCAGCUCUCCCUGGGGACCAGGGAGCCUUUCUGGCAGCCAAGCCGGGAUCUUCACAGCAGGGAUUUGGGAUUGAGGGGGACACACAGUCAAGCCAGGGGACAAGCAGCAGCUCAGGGUUUUGUUUGGGCAAUGGAAGAGGCGAGGAACAGUUGCCAAGUGUCACCCCUAGAGCCAGGAUGGUAUCCUGGAAUGACUGACGUUGAAUUUAGGAAUUACAAACCCCACAGCUGCAUAGAAAACCACCAGUGACACCAGCACCCCAGCCUGUUCCUUCCUGCCUUUAGAGUCUUGGGUCAGCUCAUCCCUGUGCCCACUGGGGGAUUGGGAUAUCCCAACACACCAUCCUCAUCCUCUCCUGCAUUCCCUGCCUCCCUCCUGCUGCGCACCCGCUCCUGGAAAGAGAAAAAAAAAUACGAAAAAACCUCUUUGAAGUCUAAUAAAGGCAGCAAAAAACCAGCCCUGGCCUCUGGGUGAGUAAGGAUGAGGAGGGAGUGCUCAGCCUUGGCCACCUCUGGGCGUGGGGAGGAUUGUGUCCCCCUGGAGAGCUGCCUGGGGAUGUCACCAGCUCCCCUCUGCCUCCCUCCCUUUCCAAGUGGGAGCUCUGGGUGCGCACCUCCAGCUUCUGGGUGUGGCACAGUGGGCCCAAAGAGACAGAGAAGGGACAAAGCUGCCCCAAAAAUCCUGCUCCUGGGCAAGAGAAGCACUGCCGUGUACUGGCAGAGCAGCUCCUUCCUUUGCAUCACGGAUCCACAGGAUGAGGCAACUCCUUGAGAAGAGCUCGGAUCAGGGUCAGGCACUGGCAGCCCUGCCUGGGGCCUUGAGGGGGCUGAACAGAAUCCCUGGUUCUGUCUCCUGUGCAAAGCAGGACCCACACCUGGCUCCCAGCUUCUGAGCCAGGGAUGCAGCCCCUCCAUCCCUCUGUUGAUUCCAGCACAGACCCCAGCUCCCAAGGGCUGGAGAAGAGAAGGAUCCAGCUGCAGUGCUCACUCACUGGCACCUCCCCAUGGCACCGCCACUCCUGGGCCGCUGAUCCAGCACCCACAGCUACUCCUGCUGCAGGGGUGGGCACGGGAAUGAAACAACUCCCGUGACACGGGGCCACUGUCAUCAUGUCCAACCUGUGACACGUCCCAGCUGCGUGUGCUGGCAUCCCAAAAUCCCCACGUGCUGGGCUGAUCCCCCAGUGUGGGCACCAGGAGAGGGGGAUUGUGCCCCUCUGCCCCUGAGCUGAGGUGAGACCCCACCUGCAGAGCUGCCCCAGCCCUGGGGCCAGCAGCACAAGGAGCUGGAGCUGCUGCAGAGUCCAGAGGAGGCCCCAGAGCUGCUCCAGGGCUGGAGCCCCUCUGCUCUGGAGCCAGGCUGGGAGAGCUGGGGGUGCUCACCUGGAGAGGAGAAGGCUCCAGGGAGAGCUCAGAGCCCCUUGCAGGGCCUGAAGGGGCUCCAGGAGAGCUGGAGAGGGACUGGGGACAAGGCAUGGAGGGACAGGACACAGGGAAUGGCUUCCUACUGCCAGAGGGUAGCAUUAGAUGGGAUAUUUGAAGCUUUUCUGGGCAACCUGUGCCAGGCCCUCACCACCCUCACAGGGAAGAAUUUUACUCUAAUAUCGAAUUUACUAAUCCAAUAUCCAUUUUAUAAUUCACUGAUCAAGGUGCAUAAUCCCAGGUGAGACACACUGGGAAAUGGAACAAUCCGGAAACUUGUUACCAAUUGCAACAUGACCAGAAACUGUCUGUCCUUCCCAUGCCACGUCCAGCUGCUGACUUGCAAAAGCUCCUUUUCCCGAGCUCAGACACCCAUGCUCCUCAUCCCUGCAGUACCUGGACAUCCUGAAACUGUUCCUGCUUCCCUUCUGCUGUGCUGGUCUCCCAGAGAUCCAGGGACACGGAACAAUCCAGGCAAGGACAGUGCAGGACCAGCAUGUGCCUCCAGCAGCAAUUCCCGGGGUCUUCACACUGCCGAUGGGAACAGCUGUUGGCAGGCAGGCCCUGCACUAGGGAGCUAAAUGAAGGAGCAAUUAAAUAUAAUAUAAAUUAUUUUGGAAGCACAAACAAUAGAACCACAGCCCACAGAAGUACCUGGCUUGGUCUGCUCCACUCGGGAGGGGCUUCCCAGGAGCUCGUGGUGCUGACUGAGAGGCGCUGGGUAGGAUCAGAGGGACAAGGAGUGCUGAGGGACAGAGGUCAGGGCUGACCUGCUCCGUUCCCAGCUCCAAUCCAGGCUCGCAGCACUCCUCUCUCCCAGCAGGGAGAGCUGCUGAAGCUCCAAACACGGAGCAAAGCUCAGAACAACUCCAAAACCCCUCGGAAAAACGGGAUCCGCAGAAAGGAGCAGGCACAAGCCAUUAAUGCCCAUCAUACCCUCAAACUGCCUGGAAAAUGAACCCCACAGUAUCCCGUGGCAGGGGAAUCAGCUGGGGGCCACGUGGCCCUCGCUGUGAUCCAAACCCACCUCUCUGGAAAUCAAGCAGCUCAGGAAAUGCCAAUAUCAAACCUCCCAUUUCCAUCCAGCCCCCUUUCCCAAGCUGGGAUAAAUGCAGGAAAGGUCAGUGCCAAACCACCAGCACUGAGAGCAUAAAUAAAUCCCAUUUUCUCCCUUCCCUGCCCUGAAUCCGAGGACCCACUGGCUGUGGGAAAGACACUUCAGUGCUUUAAUUAGCAAUAACUUUAAUCAAGCCUUUAAUAACAUCCUCGUUCCAGACGUGCUCUCCGGGUGGCCGACAGCGAGCACUCAAAAUGGCUCUAAUUUAUAUCCAAACCCUCGGAAACAGGUGGCAAGCCUGGAAAAUUCGAUUGGGAAACAGCAACCCUCCCUCCCAACCCAGCAGGGCAGAGCUGUGGGGCAGCAGGAGCAUCAUCACCCAGCUGCUUCCAGCCCUUCCCAAUGCCUUAUCCUCCUGGGAAGGGCAGAGCUGCAAUUCCACAGGCGUUUAACUCCCGACACGCCCAAGCCUGGCCUUUCCAGCAUCGACCUGGGCAGUCAGCUCCAUUCUGCUCCUACAGGAGGAUCCUAAAUAUUUUAUAAAAAGCCACGUUUGACCUUAGCAUGUGCUCGGACCAGGGUGGGGAGGGGGAAAAAAUGGUUGAAGAAGGGGGAAAAUAAAAUCGGUAUUUUUGCCAAUUGAUGAAAAAUCCCUUAAACUGCUGAAGAAACAAUUCCAUUGGUGAAACCCCAAGCCCAGCAAGCCUGGAAAGGCCGGCUCAGGCAGCAGGAGAGCAGCAGAGGAGGAGGCAGCGCAGAUGGGAGGGAGAUGCUGCUCCGAGGUCCGGGUGUUUGCAGCUGCUUCCCUGACUGCGGGAGCGCUGGCAGCCUGUGCCGCAGCCUGCCCACCCCAUUUAUCUUCCUUCGGAGCUGGGACAUGCCCAGCAUGGAAAAAGGUGCUGCUGCAGCAGGUAGGGAGAGCCCUGGCGUUUCGGUUUGCUGAGUAUUCGGGAGCUGGAAGCAGAACUGCAGUGAGGAGACGGCUUGGCUGCUGCAGCAGCUCUGCAGAUGCCGCCAGGUGGAUACUGUGGCUCCUCCAGCCUGGAAAAAUCAGGGCUGAUCCCACCAGCAAGCAAAGAAGCCAUUGGUGCCCUCCAACCCGAGCCAGACUCUCCCUCUUGGAUUUUGGAGCCGGAGCUUGAGCCACUGCAGCCAGGAGCACCCUCUGGAGCUGGUGGGUGCCCCCCGCCCAUUCCCUGCUCCAUGGCAGCCCUGGCUUUGCAGUUUAAUCCAGACCCCUUCACCAGAGGGAAGCUGGGAAUUGGGGUACCAGAGGGAGGUGGGAGUCCCAAGGCUACCCACGGCAGCAGCCAGGAGGAACCCAGGAGGUGAACGCGGUGUUUCCAGAGGCUCCCCCCUAGGACAGGAGCUGGAGGUGCCAGCUGCAAGGAACCGAAGCUCCCCCCAGUGACAACAAGAACCUUCUUCAGGAACUCGUCCCCCCCACCACGACUCUUCCCACAUCCCUAAUUCCAGCACAUCACCACCACUAUGUUCCAGGUUCCUGACCAAUUUAUUCGUGGUCCUUUUAUCAGUGAAGAGCUUGACCAAGAGACCAAGGUUUGGGCACACACCAAAUCCAGGUAAUUCCCCUUCUCUACUGCCCAGGUUGGAUGGGGCUUGGAGGAACCUGGGCUAGUGGAAGGUGUCCCUACCCUCAGCAGUGGGUGGCACUGGAUGGCCUUUAAGGUCCCUUCCAACCCAACCAUGCUGUGGUUCCACGAUUCUCUCCUUCAGGAAAACAAAGGGUAACUCACCAAAGAGCAUCUGUUACUCACCUCCCCGACCCCGCAGACCUGGCUGCCAUCUCCAGCAAGAAGGAGGCUUGAGGAGGAUCCUCCUCAGGGAAGCUGGGCUUGGUGCACCCGUGUCCCAGGGAAGCUGAGGCAGUAGUGAGGCCGCCCAAGGUGCCUUUGGGAAGGGAGCAGAGCUGGAUGCAAGGAGCGGGAAAGGAGCAGAAAGGCACAGCUGCAGCCGGCAGAGGCCGGGCUCCGUCCCCGGCAUCGCUCCUCGGGCGCUGGAAACAAUGGCAGAGACACCGCAGCAACAGCAAACACACCCCUGCACCACCUUCCCCCUGGCACAGAGCCCCCCAAAAUUCUUCCUCCUGCCCUCACAAAAGCCUCCUGCCUCCUCCAGCCCCCCGUGAGGAGCUGCACCUCCCGCCUGCGCUGCGCUGGACGUGCUGAGAGAAGAGACCCAGAGCUUUCCAAUAAGACAGGUAUUUAUUUAGUUCAAGCACUAAGGAUUUGUUCUCUUGUUGUUGGUUCAUAUUAUCAAACAGAGCUGAGGUACCAGUGACAUUCCAACAUGAAGAAAAGGAACCUUUUUUUUCCCCCUUACACAAUUUCUUCAACUACUUUUAUCAAGACAAAACGUGAGGCAUGGAAUAGCUGCAUGAUGGACUGUACAACGAGCAAGCCAGAGCAGGGAGGAGAAAAGAAACAGAGCCGAGACCUUCACUCAAAAAAACCACACAGAAAUCAGCAUUAAAAACAUCUGUUCCCAUGGUUCCACUGGCCACGUCCACGGAGUAAAAGAAAAUUAAAAUCUAAAACCUGACAGGCGGAUGGUGAAAAAAAAAAACAAACAAAAAAACAAAAAACCAUAAACCAAAAUAAAAUGAAUCUGAAGAGCACGCUGCUCCUGUGCUCACCUUGGAAGUGUGCUUCCUCUGGAGAACUGGGACGAGGACAGGACUGAGCCCUGCGGUCACGUUAAGCACAGGCUAUCGGCAAGGACAUGCACUGAACGUACCUGGCUGUGCUGAGCAGCCCCAGGGGCCUCGUCUGUGCUCCUGCAGCCCCCUGGCCGUGCUGAACACGGAGCUGUGGGAACGCUGCUCUCCAGACCUUUGUUUCCAGUGAGUUCUGGACAAACCUGCUCUCAGGUCUUCCAGGAAAAGCAUCCAGGCUGCUAGUCCGUCACAGCCCGUAUGGGCUAAGCCAGCUCCUUAAAUCCAGUGCUUAAAGCUUGGGACUGUGGGAAGCAGAGGGGGCUGGUUCUAUCAGAAGCAAGGAAAAAAAAUAAAGGAUGUGCUUGUGGGGAACAGCCAAAUGGGGACCAACAGAAGCUGGACAGAGAACCAAAGGAGAAAAAAGCAAACCAAAGCAAAGGAAAAAGCAGCAGGAUGAAGCAUUUCAGCACGGUUAAGAACAGUACAACAAAGGAAAAGCAGCCAGGUUUCCUUCCCCCAGAGAGUUUCUUUUAAAUAAAGAAUGAUCCUUUGUCACAUAUCAUUGAUGUUUAUUUCAAGACAUGCCACGUCAAAAAAAUUCGCCUUUAAUAUUGCAUUAGAAAAGCACUUUUACAUCUCGUUCUGCCUUUACGUUAUUGUUGUGCAGAGUUGCUAGAAACCCAGGGCAGGGCAUGAGCCUGGCAUUCACCUCAGGAAUGAAGAAUUCCAACUCUUUUAUGCCCGCUUCCUGGGGAAAGUGGUGGUGAGGAUGAUUCCCUUCCUCUCCCCCAGGUGGUUAUUUUAGAUGGUAGAGAGAGGGGCAGAAGAGAACCAAGGAGGAGCCUGAAUAUUCCCUUGCAAUUGUCCAUUUAAUUCACAAUCGCAACACAGACUCGAGAAUUCCUUCCUGCACUGUAACUCGGCCAGAGUCGCCCAGCAAACAAUGUAUUUACAAUUGUGUUUAUUAACUUACACAGCAACUUCACAAUGACUAGUAAAGAUUAAAAGGGUGCACUUCUAGUGUGUUCCAUUCCGUGUUUCUCGGGUAGCUACAUCUCGCAACAUCAGCAAAGCUCUACACAGAUUCCUCAGCCAAAGGAAAACAACAAAAUCAGCACUGAAAGGAGUAAAAAAAUCAAAGCCGAGAAAUAAAUAUCAAAGGAAAAAGGGUUAAUUGUGAGCCUAAUUCCGUAGAAAACUAAAUUACUAAUUAUGUAACCAAACUAUACAGCUCUAGAGAACCAAACUAAACCAACCUGGAAGACUGAACAUAAAAAAAAAAAAAAAAAAAGAGCUAAAAAAUAAAGGCAUAAAUCUGCAUAAUCAGAAGUUGGUUUCCAUCCUACUCAAGUCCCUCCCUUUCCAUCUAAGAUGUCCCAACUAGGAUUCUGUAGGAUCAAAGUAAACACCCCUUCCCCACUGACUUAUGCCCGCGCUCUGGAAAAGCGGGUGUCAUUCCCCCUCUGCUGGGGCAGCCAGCUGCUCUUCCCUCUUUCUCCCAAAUUUCCAAGGUUUCAGUCGGCUUUGGCAGGUUUUAGUGCCAGUCCUGAUUUCAGUAUUUCCCCUAAAAAAACAAAGUAGCAAAAUGCUUUCUCCUCCAAACAGCUGAACCAUUACGUUCCCAUCUCUUGGGCAGUAAUAAUUCACUUCAUUGGUGUUCUACUUAAAAAAGAAAAAAAAAAAAAAAAAAAGCUCUGAAAACUCAU